This is a messenger RNA of Fulmarus glacialis (Northern fulmar), 775 nucleotides long. Its product is annotated as adenylate cyclase type 5-like. The transcript has 6 exons. NCBI's taxonomy places the organism in Eukaryota, Metazoa, Chordata, Aves, Procellariiformes, Procellariidae. Gene Ontology annotation, molecular function: adenylate cyclase activity. The annotation marks the transcript as partial. Gene Ontology annotation, biological process: adenylate cyclase-inhibiting G protein-coupled receptor signaling pathway; intracellular signal transduction; cAMP biosynthetic process. The record is from RefSeq and is a predicted model, not a curated record.
UUUUCUAGAACUUGGCCAGAGAGCUGCAUAUGGAGCUGCAACUGUGCUGUCCUUGGAAGUGCAAGACAGGGAUCAAGAUGAAGAAGAUAGCAGCAUCCUCUUUGCAGACAUAGAGGGUUUCACAAGUCUGGCCUCCCAGUGCACUGCUCAGGAGCUGGUCAUGACGCUGAACGAGCUCUUUGCCAGAUUUGAUAAGCUAGCAGCUGAGAACCACUGUUUACGUAUCAAGAUCCUGGGUGAUUGCUAUUACUGUGUGUCUGGGUUGCCAGAAGCAAGAGCUGACCAUGCACACUGCUGUGUUGAAAUGGGAAUGGAUAUGAUAGAGGCCAUCUCACUAGUCCGGGAGGUGACAGGAGUAAAUGUCAACAUGAGGGUUGGAAUCCACAGUGGGAGAGUUCACUGCGGGGUCUUGGGCCUUAGGAAGUGGCAGUUUGAUGUGUGGUCCAACGACGUUACAUUAGCCAACCACAUGGAAGCAGGGGGCAAAGCUGGGCGCAUCCACAUAACAAAAGCAACCCUGAACUAUCUCAAUGGAGACUAUGAGGUGGAGCUGGGCUUUGGAGGGGAACGCAACGCUUAUCUGAAAGAGCACAGUAUUGAGACCUUCUUGAUUGUACGGUGCAGCCAGAAACGGAAAGAUGAGAAAGCAACAAUAGCCAAGAUGAACCGUCAGCGCGCUAAUUCCAUCAGCCAUAACCCGCCACACUGGGGUGUUGACCGGCCCUUUUAUAACCACCUUGGAGCUCACCAGGUCUCCAAGGAGAUGAAGAGAAUG